UUGGCGGAUGAGAAGGUCUCUCAGAGUCAUCUCUCCUUUGCCCACUUCUGUGGACUGUUCGGAUGCUCGCCGGGUGGGUCAAACACGUUUUAUAGAAGACCAGGCACCAAAGGCAGGCAGAAUGGCUUCAUUUGGGUGGAAGAGGAAAAUUGGUGAGAAGGUCUCAAAAGUCACUUCCCAGCAAUUUGAAGCUGAAGCUGCUGAUGAGAAGGAUGUAGUUGAGAAUGAUGAAGGGAACUGGCUUCAUGCCGUUAAACGUAGGAAAGAAAUUCUCCUUGAAGGCUGUGCUGAGAAAAGUAAGCAGUUGAAGGAUGAAGGAGCCAGUUUGGCUGAAAAUAAAAGAUAUCGAGAGGCAAUUCAGAAAUGGGAUGAAGCACUGCACUUAACCCCAAAUGAUGCUACCCUGUAUGAGAUGAAAUCACAGGUCUUAAUGUCUCUUCAUGAAAUGUUCCCAGCAGUACAUGCUGCAGAAAUGGCUGUCCAGCGAAAUCCACAUUCAUGGGAGUCUUGGCAAACUUUGGGACGUGCUCAACUUGGAUUAGGAGAGAUAAUCCUCGCAAUUCGAAGUUUUCAGGUAGCCCUUCACAUCUAUCCAAUGAACCCUGAAAUAUGGAAAGAAGACCUUUCUUGGGCAAGAACGCUCCAGGAGCAGCAAAAGGUAGCACAGAGGAUUAAAAAAAAUGAAACACCAGCUGAAGUAACACAUUUUUCACCAAAGUCAAUUCCUGACUAUGACUUUGAAAGUGAUGAGAUUGUUGCUGUUUGUGCGGCUAUUGCUGAAAAACAGAAGACAGUGUCAGCAAAUAAAACAAUGGUUAUUGUGUCGGCUUCUGGAACUGUAGAGACUGUAACAGAGAAGGAAGAUGGUGCUACACCACCAGAUGGCUCUGUUUUUAUCAAAGCCCGAUGAAGCAGUAUUCAUAGAGGAAUUAUUUGAAUCUAUCCUUUUGAUUGCCAUUAAAGUUUAGACAUAGGGGCAUUUACUCUGGAGAUAGAGGGCAAAACUGUUUAUAAAAUAAGUUUUUCAGGGGAGGCAUAUGAAAGCUAAAUAGAAUUAUUGUAUAGUGUUUGGAUUAUACUUUGAUAAGUUAUGAUUUAUACUACUUAAGAUUAGUAUUCUGAAUAAAAUGGCUUUUUUUGAUUAAUAAACUUAAUCUGAAUAUAUAAAUGAAUACAUUUUGAAGACACAACUUGAAAAAUGUAUUCUUGAGUAGUAAAUACAGGAAUGGCCAGUGGCAUUAAAGUAUUGAUUAGUUGACUUCUGUUUUAUGAUAAAGGAUGUGUGUGAUUUCUUUUCCUCCUAGAAAUAUACUGCUGUUACUAUUCACUCUUACAUUUAUUUUUUGCUUCAUAAGAGUAAGUCUGUCACAAAGCUUGAGUAUUUUUCACAUUCAUUUAGAUUCAAACUUGUCAGUUGGUUAUGUGUGGAACCUUUGAAAGUUUGGCUGAAAAUGUAUGCAAAUGUGUACAUUCUGAACAUUUUCUGAAGUUUCUCUUAAUUCUGAUUUGUGCUUCUGUUUGUUAUAGCAAUUGUACUUGUCUCCUUCAGUAUUUGUUAGAUGUGUGAAGUACUGAUACAAGUUAGAGUGAUGGUUUUAUUUUUUAAUUGUUACAGUACUGAGAGUAGUCCUUACCACAAGUGAGUCAUUUUUAAAAUGUGCUUUUUUAAAAUGAAUGACUUUUACAAUUUCAUCAUGACAAAUUGUACUGCUUCAUUAUCCCACUCAAAAUCAAUGUUUUCUUUAUUUUUAAAAGCUUUAAAAAUCCUAAAAACAACUUAAUUCUUUGCUUGUAACUUUCCAGCUGAUGAUUUGGAAUUACUUUCUCAUAUAACUUUUUUGGAACUUCUCAGCAAAAUGAAAAAUAAUUACAAUUUUAACUAGCUAAAUUAUAUCUUUCUAUUAGGGAUGUUAUUAUCAGAGUGCCAACGAGUAAGUAACUUAAGCAUAAAAAAACAAAAACAAAAACUAGAAAGUGAUUUAUAGUACAAUACCACGAGUAUGAGGAGAAUAUAUUAAAGAAAUAUUUUAUUGAAAGGCCAUAAUUACAUUCACAAAUUAAUACUAUCAUUGCAAAUGCGAAUUAUUAUUUUUAUACUAUAUAUUGUAGUACAAUUAUAUAGAACUGUUGGGUACUGUUACUUCUGAUACUCAGGAAGAUAUUUUUGGUGUAAAAUUAAUUUUUUUGUUACAAUGAAGGUAGGCUACUUUAGGUUAAGGGAUCCUAACACUGCUGGAGCAUGUAGGUAAUUGUGUACAUUUUUAUGAGGAUGAUUUUUAAAAAUUUGUUUUAGUGGAAUGCAUAUGUCUUUUUUUUCCAGAGUUGGAGAAAUCAGCACUUGCCUUGAAAAGUAUUGUAUUUUCCCCCUAAGUUAUAUCAUCAGAAAUUUAGCUCUGAUUAGGUCAGUUUUAAAGUUAUCUAAAAAAAAACAAACAUGUAAAUUAUUAUUAUUUUUUUUAAUGAGGUAUAUUCUUAAAUGGUAGAUAGGUAUCUAGAGAAGUGAGUACUCAACAUUUGGUACAGUGUUUUGAGUAAUGGGUGUUUGUUUAUUGUGUAAUUUGCGAAUAGUUUUUUCUUCCAUUUUGAAGAUUUUCCUAUUUUGUAUUGUUAGCAUUUGAAAAAUAAGAUUGAAUUACUUAAUUUUUUUUCUUAUGUGAAAAUAAUAUAUAUAAAGCACCUUGCAUGGUGCCUCACACAUGCAGUGUUCAGUAAAUGCUGGCUAUAUCUGUGAAGAAUUUGAAUUAGUUUGGAAAUAUUUAACCUCCAUUUCUUCUGACUUAGAACUUCUUUGUAAUACUUUCCUUAUCUGAAAGUGAGAAGUAACUGCUUCCAAUAUUAUAGGAUGGAUGGAUGGAUAUCAGUUGGGGAUUAUUCUUGGCAUGACAUCUAUGCCUCCUCCCCAGGACAGAGUGCAUGUAGCCACUAGACUGUUAAAAAACCUAAUGUUUUCUCUGUGUUGAUGUUGGUAGGCCAGGUUAGGCUCUUCCUUACUCAGAUAUAAGACAUAAAAUAGUUUAGACAUAAGAUGAAGGAGAAAAAGUAGUGAGUUAUGGAGAAGGGAGGCACUUCAUUUCUUCAAGCCCCAAAAGAUGCUUAUUUUAGCUAACACUAUUCUAUGUAUAAAGAAAAAAAUGCAUCCAUUACUUUACAAGGAUGUGAACACUGAUAUACAAAUAUUUCCCAAGUUUGUUAAUUGUAACAACAAACCUUUAUGAAUCUGAAGAAAAAUAAUUGAUGUUCAUGAUAAUGACAUAAUUAUAGAUGUUUAAUAUACUUUCUGAAAUAACACUGUUUAUUGUUCAAAUUAUGCUUAAUAUAAUUAAAUUAUUCUUGUUUGAAAAUUGUAUGACAUAGACACUCAUUAAUCAGAACAGUACACAUUUAGACCAUGCCUGAUGACCUGAGAAUCAUAUAUUAUUCUCUAGAAAAUAGGUUCUCCUCUUAGUUUAUCUUAAAUUUGCUAACAAAUGCUACAUAAACAUUGAGAAGUCAUGCAAGUUAUGGAUCACAGAAUCAAUAUCUACUGCAACUUGGCCUGUGUACAUAAUUUGUGGUCGUGAUUUAAGUAUGAAAAUCUUUUAAAAUGAUGUUUGAUGGCAAAACUAUAAUGAAGACUUGAAAUAAAAAAAAAAACUUUCAGAAA
Galeopterus variegatus (Sunda flying lemur) is the source of this 3643-nucleotide messenger RNA. It is a transcript of the gene TTC33, whose product is annotated as tetratricopeptide repeat domain 33. NCBI's taxonomy places the organism in Eukaryota, Metazoa, Chordata, Mammalia, Dermoptera, Cynocephalidae. Gene Ontology annotation, molecular function: protein binding. The coding region runs from base 8 to 910 and encodes 300 amino acids. The record is from RefSeq and is a predicted model, not a curated record. The transcript has 5 exons.